CAACCAAACAUGGCUAGAAUUUUAGCGAAGCCCCAAGUAGAAAGAUAACCAUAAAAGGACACUUUCCCCAAUUGUUUACAGAUUUCCAGGAGGCUUUUGGCAAAUGGUUCAACUUUUGGGCACCAUUCGCCCUUCUCCUUCUCUGAGCUACUUUGCAACAUACAAACGCCAGCUCUCACUCUACAGCCCUCCAACCAAAGCUCCGGCAAAUGGGUUUUCUCCCUUCAGACGAGUUUUCAACUCUUACCUCCAAUCUAAUUCAGAAACUACGGCCGCUGGCUCACCUUGUGAGCAUUCAGAAAUCAUAUUUAUAGGUACUGGUACUAGUGAAGGAAUUCCUCGAGUCAGCUGCCUCACAAAUCCUUUAAAGACAUGUGCGGUUUGCUUGAAAGCUGUGGAACCAGGGAAUAAAAAUAAGAGGCUCAACACAAGCAUCCUUGUUCGUUAUCCUAGACCCUCUGGAAAUUAUAACAUUCUUAUAGAUGCUGGAAAGUUUUUCUACCACAGUGCUCUCCAAUGGUUUACUGCCUAUGGGAUAAGAACAAUUGAUGCGGUUAUUAUUACUCAUUCGCAUGCUGAUGCAAUUGGAGGUCUGGAUGAUCUUCGCGAUUGGACAAACAAUGUCCAACCCAGCAUCCCGAUCUAUGUUGCCCAGCGUGAUUUUGAGGUAAUGAAAAAGACUCAUUAUUAUUUGGUGGAUACAAGGGCGGUUCUUGCUGGUGCUGCAGUCUCUGAGUUGCAAUUUAAUAUCAUACGUGAGGAUCCAUUUGUAGUACAAGAUUUGAAGUUUACCCCUUUACCUGUGUGGCAUGGUCAGGGUUAUCGUUCCCUUGGAUUUCGUUUUGGUAAUGUUUGUUAUAUAAGUGACGUUAGUGACAUACCUGAAGAAACUUAUCCACUUCUGAAAGAUUGUGAACUCCUGAUUCUGGAUGCUUUACGGCCAGAUCGGUCUUCUUCAACGCAUUUUGGACUCCCAAGGGCUUUGGAGGAAGUACGGAAAAUCCAACCGAGAAAGACUUUGUUCACUGGUAUGAUGCAUCUGAUGGAUCAUGAAAAGGUGAACGAUUAUCUUUUGAAAUUGAAGGAGACAGAGGGUCUUGACGUACAGCUGAGCUAUGACGGACUUCGUGUACCAGCAGCGUUUCACGGUUAACUUUUCUUUUCAUUUGAAAUGCCAUUUGAUCUCUCAUGAGCUUUGCAAUACCAAUUUCAAUUGCCACUCAAUGUACUCAACUUUUUCAGUGGUUUAUAUCUUGCAGUCAUCUUGGCUUUCCCUGAUGCCAAAUAUCCAAUAAGAUUAAUGGUCAUUUUUCAAAAUCU
Malus domestica (apple) is the source of this 1320-nucleotide messenger RNA. Its product is annotated as putative hydrolase C777.06c. The record is from RefSeq and is a predicted model, not a curated record. Lineage: Eukaryota; Viridiplantae; Streptophyta; Magnoliopsida; Rosales; Rosaceae.